AUGUCUCACAUUUCAGAAAAAAGUAACAAACCAACCGACAUGCACAUUGACAAUAUCAAUGAAGCAUUUUUCAAUGGUUCCGGUUUCCCAUCUUCACCAUUUAGGUUUCCAAUGCUAUCUCCUACAAUAGCGGAGUAUGAGUCUGAAGAUUCCACCAAAAAUAUUCAAGACUUGAGUCCUGAAAUGAACCGAUUGGCAGACAGACUAGUUUCUAUUGGAAAUAACAUGGAACAGCUUAGGUGUGCCAGCAAUUCACUAUCAGAUUUCAAUGAAUCACUUGGAUCAUUACUUAUGGGUCUCAAUGUGAAUGCAUGGUGUGUGCAUUUUGAAAAUGCACCCAAUUCAAACACCUGGAAGCAGUGGAAAGAGCUUCAGAAUGUGAACAGAGAAAUAGCCAAGUACGAAGCAAAGAUUAAGAAUUUGAAGCAGGAAAUUUCGGGCACAAGAACAAAGAAGAUGUGGAGACAUGAACCAAGCGUAGGUAGAACCGUUGCCAAGAAAAGGAGGAGAAUAGAGAUUGUAGCAAAUCCAAAUACAGCAGUUUUGAAUACUGCUUCGGCGUUUAAAACAACUCUUGAAGAAAAAGAAGGCGCCGACACGAUUUCGAGUAUCAAUGAUUCGACACUCAAGUUAAAUACGAUGCAGAGAUAA
Brettanomyces bruxellensis is the source of this 651-nucleotide messenger RNA. RefSeq lists its product as uncharacterized. NCBI's taxonomy places the organism in Eukaryota, Fungi, Ascomycota, Pichiomycetes, Pichiales, Pichiaceae. Gene Ontology annotation, cellular component: DASH complex; mitotic spindle; mitotic spindle polar microtubule. The transcript has a single exon. The record is from RefSeq and is a predicted model, not a curated record. Gene Ontology annotation, biological process: mitotic sister chromatid biorientation. The coding region runs from base 1 to 651 and encodes 216 amino acids.